GAAUUUUGAAUAAAACAAUUUAGUAGACAAACUUAAAAAUAAAAAGUUUUUGUCAAAAUCUCAUCUGGGCUCUUAGAGUCUAGACUGUAUUGUUUAAACGCAUUUGUGAGUUUAGUUCUCAAAUAAUAAAACAAGUGGAACCUUUAAACAGCUGUACACACAGAAUGAAUGCGCACAGGCUCUUGCAUAGCUAAUUGAAAAGGAAAGUUUUUACUUGAACUUCGUAGACAGAAAAUCAACUAAACAAACAAGGGAAUUUUGAAACUUUAAACAUCAAAUAUAUGUUCACAGCUGCCCAAACGGCGCAGUUAGAGUGCCUAAAAAUUUGCUAUAUAAACAACUGUCUUGGUUUUCAGUCAACAUUCCAAGCAAUCUACUGGCCACGAGAUGAGAAUCCAAACUCUGCUCCUUUGCUGCGCCAUUCUGGCCACUUGCUGGCUUCCAUACAGCGAGGGUGAUACGACGGCUGCGACAUCCACAGAUGAUACCACAACAGUGGCAACAUCCUCUUCUGAUACAACAACAACGGCAUCAGCCACUUCUGAUACGACAACAGCGGCAUCAGCCACUUCUGACACGACCACAACGGCGUCUGCCACUUCGGACACAACAACAACCUCAAGCAGCAGCAGUUCAAGCUCCAGCUGCGCGGCAGCUUUGAAACGGCUCAGGCGCAGGAUUCGGCGUCUGAAGAGGCAAGAGCGCCAGAGGGCCGCAAGAAGGAGGGAAUUGGCCGCCAGACGUCGGGCUUCCAGAAGGCGUAGAGUUGUGCUCGUACCCAGGAAAAGGACCGCAAGCACGAACAGGAGAAGGGUCGUCAACAGGAACAGAGUCGGAACGGUUGCCACCAGGAACAGGCGUCGCACGGGUUAAAUUCAAAUACUUUUGAAAUGUAUAUACACAAAUAAAUGCAAUCUUAAAA
Molecule: messenger RNA, 922 nt
Organism: Drosophila virilis
Lineage: Eukaryota; Metazoa; Arthropoda; Insecta; Diptera; Drosophilidae
Product: integrator complex subunit 2 homolog
Source: RefSeq, a predicted model, not a curated record